Molecule: messenger RNA, 1731 nt
Organism: Zygotorulaspora mrakii
Lineage: Eukaryota; Fungi; Ascomycota; Saccharomycetes; Saccharomycetales; Saccharomycetaceae
Gene: URA8
Product: CTP synthase URA8
Exons: 1
Coding region: 1-1731 (576 amino acids)
Biological process (GO): CTP biosynthetic process; pyrimidine nucleobase biosynthetic process
Cellular component (GO): cytoplasm; cytoophidium
Molecular function (GO): CTP synthase activity; identical protein binding
Source: RefSeq, a predicted model, not a curated record
AUGAAGUACGUUGUUGUUUCAGGUGGUGUUAUCUCAGGUAUUGGUAAGGGGGUUCUUGCCUCAUCCACUGGUAUGCUGUUGAAGACCUUCGGUCUCAAAGUGACCUCGAUUAAAAUCGAUCCAUAUAUGAACAUUGACGCAGGUACAAUGUCACCAUUGGAGCAUGGUGAGUGUUUUGUGUUGGAUGAUGGCGGUGAAACUGAUUUAGAUUUGGGUAACUAUGAACGUUAUCUGAAUGUGACGUUGACGAAAGAUCAUAAUAUAACUACAGGUAAAAUCUACUCCCAUGUCAUCGCAAGAGAAAGGAAAGGUGAUUACUUGGGUAAAACAGUCCAAAUUGUUCCUCAUUUGACUAAUGCAAUUCAGGAUUGGAUUGAGCGUGUUUCUCGUAUUCCAGUUGAUGACACGGGUUUAGAACCUGACGUUUGCAUAAUUGAACUUGGUGGUACCGUCGGUGAUAUUGAAAGUGCACCAUUUGUUGAAGCAUUAAGACAGUUUCAAUUCAGAGUUGGAAAGGAGAACUUUGCUUUGAUUCACGUUUCAUUGGUCCCAGUGAUUCAUGGCGAACAAAAAACGAAGCCAACUCAAGCUGCAAUCAAAGACUUGAGACAGCUAGGAUUGACGCCUGAUAUGAUAGCAUGUAGGUGUAGCGAGGAAUUGGAAGAUCCAACCAUUUCGAAAAUCGCCAUGUUUUGCCAUGUGGGUCCUGAGCAAGUUGUUAACGUUUACGAUGUUAAGUCUACUUAUCACAUACCGUUAUUAUUAUUGGAACAAAAAAUGAUGAAUUAUUUAUUGAAAAGAUUACAAUUGGAUAACAUUACCUUAACUGCUGAAGAUAAACAAAGAGGUGAAGAAUUACUAGAAAAAUGGAAAUCGAUGACGGUUAAUAUUGAACAAUCUGAUAAAAUUGUUAAGAUUGCUCUGGUCGGUAAAUAUACAAAUCUGAAAGACUCAUAUCUGUCUGUUAUUAAAGCAUUAGAACAUUCGUCAAUGAAAUGUCGCACGCAAUUGGAAAUUCUUUGGGUUGAAGCCAGUGACCUGGAACCAGAUUCUCAAGAGACUGAUAAGACGAAAUUUCAUGACGCUUGGAAUAAAGUCAGCACUGCUGAUGGUAUCUUAGUUCCCGGUGGCUUCGGUAUUAGAGGUACUGAAGGUAUGGUCCUUGCCGCCAAAUGGGCACGGGAAAGCAAUGUACCAUACCUUGGUAUUUGCCUUGGUUUACAAAUUGCAACAAUUGAAUUUUCACGUAAUGUUCUCGGUAUUAAGAACGGUAAUAGCAGUGAAUUCUUACCGGAUCUACCAGAAAGCGAUCAAGUCGUGGUUUACAUGCCGGAGAUCGAUAAGGAUAAGAUGGGUGGUACAAUGAGAUUAGGUUUGAGACCAACGUAUUUCCAAGACGAUUGUGAUUGGAGUCAGAUCAAAAAAUUAUAUGGCAACAGAUCAUCUGUCGAAGAAAGGCACCGUCACCGUUACGAGAUAAACCCAGAAUUAGUUCCUCAGUUGGAGAAGGAAGGUUUGAUAUUCGUUGGAAAGGACGAGUCCGGCGAACGUUGCGAAAUAUUAGAAUUGAAGAAUCAUUCUUAUUUCGUAGCUACUCAGUACCAUCCAGAGUACACUUCCAAGGUUUUGGACCCAUCGAGUCCGUUCGUUGGUCUUGUCGCAGCGUCCGCUGGCGUACUGGACCGCUUGUACAAUGGAGAAUUCGAGUUCCACGGCAAGGCUGAUUUUUAG